Molecule: messenger RNA, 768 nt
Organism: Closterium sp. Naga37s-1
Lineage: Eukaryota; Viridiplantae; Streptophyta; Zygnematophyceae; Desmidiales; Closteriaceae
Source: the annotation of a GenBank genome assembly
AUGAACCGGUCUGAGACGUUCCGUACCAUUGAUGCUGCUGCUGCUGCUGCUGUGCUGCCUGCUGCUGCUGCUGGUGCUGCUGCUGCUGCUGCUGCUGCUGGUGCUGCUGCUGCUGGUGCUGCUGCUGCUGCUGGUGCUGCUGCUGCUGGUGCUGCUGCUGCUGCUGGUGCUGCUGCUGCUGCUGCUGCUGGUGCUGCUGCUGCUGGUGCUGCUGCUGCUGCUGGUGCUGCUGCUGCUGCUGGUGCUGCUGCUGCUGCUGGUGCUGCUGCUGCUGCUGGUGCUGCUGCUGCUGCUGGUGCUGCUGCUGCUGCUGGUGCUGCUGCUGCUGCUGGUGCUGCUGCUGCUGCUGGUGCUGCUGCUGCUGCUGGUGCUGCUGCUGCUGCUGGUGCUGCUGCUGCUGCUGGUGCUGCUGCUGCUGCUGGUGCUGCUGCUGCUGCUGGUGCUGCUGCUGCUGCUGGUGCUGCUGCUGCUGCUGGUGCUGCUGCUGCUGCUGGUGCUGCUGCUGCUGCUGGUGCUGCUGCUGCUGCUGGUGCUGCUGCUGCUGCUGGUGCUGCUGCUGCUGCUGCCGGCGAAUCCGCUGCAGCCGCAGCUGUAGCCGCGCCAGACGCGGCAGCAGCGCCAGACGCGGCAGCAGCGCCAGACGCGGCAGCAGCGCCAGACGCAGCGCCGCAGGCCGGGAUGACGGACACCGGGGGGUGGUUGUGCGGGGACCCCGCGAGGUGCACGACGGCCGUGGACGCGUGGACAAUCCCCGUGGACGCGUCGUAG